Penicillium soppii is the source of this 1857-nucleotide messenger RNA. RefSeq lists its product as uncharacterized. Gene Ontology annotation, molecular function: myo-inositol:proton symporter activity. Lineage: Eukaryota; Fungi; Ascomycota; Eurotiomycetes; Eurotiales; Aspergillaceae. The record is from RefSeq and is a predicted model, not a curated record. Gene Ontology annotation, biological process: transmembrane transport. Bases 1 to 1857 code for a protein of 618 amino acids. The transcript has 10 exons. Gene Ontology annotation, cellular component: membrane.
AUGGAGGAUAAGCUCACCAAUCCGGACGAAAAGUCCUCCGCGGGCAUUCUCUCUCACGAUGAGAAGGUAGCUGAAGCUCCGCCGCCGGAGCUGGCCGAGCAAACUGGACGCAGCAAGGCUGUCGCGCUAAACAUUGUUCAGAACCCUCUUACGCGCAACUCCAAAGAACAAGUUAUCGCCGAUGCCCGAGCUUUCGCUCAGUCGCAUGAUAUGUCAGAGCACGCCGAACUGUUUGCAAGAGCUGCUCUUGUUGCGCGUGAGCCUAAGGCCUUCGAGUUUAUUACAGAGCUUGAUGAGCAGGAGCGCACCGUGCUAGCAUACGAGAGGGACCAUAAGUGGCAUGGCCCUUUUAUGCUUUGGUACUCGAUCUCUUUAUGUGCCGUCGGAGCCGCCACACAAGGAUGGGAUCAGACUGGAUCCAACGGUGCCAAUCUGUCUUUCCCUAGGGAGUUUGGUAUUGAUGGUACCGGGAAAGACGAGUGGAUUGUGGGAAUUGUUAAUGCCAUCAUCUUUUUGACCGCUGGAUUGAUUGGCGCUUUUAUCGUCGACCCUCUCAAUCACUACUUGGGCCGAAGAGGUGAAAUAUUCGUCACUGCUUGCUGUCUCACUGCCACCCCAAUUGGUUCUGCUUUCGCGCAGUCAUGGCAAGGGCUGUUUGCUGCGCGAUUUGUCAUGGGUAUUGGAAUUGGUGCAAAAAAUGCCACAGUCCCUAUAUACUCAGCCGAGAUGGCUCCAGCUCGAAUUCGAGGCGCUCUCGUCAUGUUCUGGCAACUUUGGGUUGUGGCCGGUAUCUUCUUGGGUUUCGCUGCCAACGUCAUUGUCAAAGAUACUGGUGACAUCGCUUGGCGUCUCCAGCUCGGUUCGGCGUUCAUUCCAUCCUUCAUCCUUGGCAUUGGCAUCUUCUUCUGCCCGGAAUCCCCUCGCUGGCUCAUGAAGCACAAUAAAUAUGCUGAAGGGUUUAGAUCCAUGGUGCGCUUGCGAGCUCAUCCCCUCAUUGCUGCCAGAGACUUCUACUACUCGCAUGUCAUCUACGAGGAGGAGCUCAGGGAGGCUCGUGGCGCGGGCUACUUCUCCCGUCUGUGGGAUUGUUUUGCUGUGCCUCGAAUAAGGAGAGCAAAUUACGGUGCUUCGACUGUCAUGAUUGCUCAGCAGAUGUGUGGUAUCAACGUAAUCUCUUUCUAUAGUUCAACAAUCUUCGAGGAGGUCGUUAAGUCGCAGACAAAGGCUUUGUACGCGUCGCUCGGCUACGGUGCUAUUCAAGUGGUGUUUACCAUUCCUACUCUUUUUCUCAUCGACACCAAAGGUCGGAGAACUCUAACUUUGAUUACAUUCCCCCUCAUGUGCAUUUUCUUGCUAGCUGCGGGUCUCUCGCUUCUCAAAACUACAGGUAGUCAAGGAGCACAAAUUGGACCAGUAGCCUUGUUCAUCUAUCUAUUUACUAUAUGCUACUCUCUGGGUGAAGGUCCAGUCGCUUUCCAGUACUCGGCCGAGGUUUUCCCCACUAUUCAGCGUGAGCAAGGAAUGGCUUGGGCUGUUUGCAUCAACAAUACCUUUGCCGGUAUUCUGAGUUUGACAUUCCCACGAAUGAAAACUGUCAUGACUCCAACUGGUGCAUUCGGAUUCUACGCCGGGCUCAACAUUAUCGCUUGGUUUAUGAUUUUCUGCUUUGUCAGAGAAACCAAACAGCUCACGUUGGAAGAAUUGGAUCAGGUCUUCUCUGUGCCCACGAAGGAGUACAUCCACCACGAACUGAUCGUGUGGCUUCCUUGGUUUAUCAAGCGGCAUAUCUUUCGAAAGAACAUUCCUAAGCCACCAUCAAUCAUUGCAACUGCCGAUGAGGCUAUGAAGAGCAGUUAA